AUGUCGUCUCUUAGCGACUUCGUCGACUUCAGCCAGCCCAGCUUGAAAGUUGCGGCAGCCGCAAUCGCUUUCAAUCCUAUUUUUUGGAAUGUGGUUGCGCGACAAGAGUACCGCAAUCACUUUUUAACUCGAAUAUUUGGCAGUCCAUACUAUGGAUGCUACUUUCUCGGGGCGGUUAUCUUUUCGAUAGGAAUAUUCCGUGACCAUCUCUACAGCCAGGCUCUCAAAGAUCAACCGUAUUUUGCCCCUAUUCACCAGCCAUAUUUAGCAUAUGGAUUGUUUGCCGUGGGAAACACCCUGGUGCUCUCGAGUAUGUGGGCUUUAGGGGUCACGGGUACGUAUUUGGGUGACUACUUCGGAAUUUUGAUGGAUGCGCCGGUCACUGGAUUCCCAUUCAACGUAUCCAGUGCCCCGAUGUACUGGGGCAGUACGAUGAGUUUCUUGGCUGUUGCACUCUAUUUCGGCAAAGUUGCCGGUCUAGUAUUGACCGCGGAGGUGUUUAUCGUGUAUUGGUUUGCCUUGAAAUGGGAAGACCCUUUCACUGCCGAGAUCUAUGCAAAGCGCGAACGUGACCGGGCGAAGUCUGGAAAAGCAAGCAAGCGGCUCUGA
This is a messenger RNA of Ophidiomyces ophidiicola, 609 nucleotides long. RefSeq names its product Phosphatidyl-N-methylethanolamine N-methyltransferase (gene OPI3). The record is from RefSeq and is a predicted model, not a curated record. Bases 1 to 609 code for a protein of 202 amino acids. The transcript is spliced from 5 exons. Gene Ontology annotation, molecular function: S-adenosylmethionine-dependent methyltransferase activity. NCBI's taxonomy places the organism in Eukaryota, Fungi, Ascomycota, Eurotiomycetes, Onygenales, Onygenaceae. Gene Ontology annotation, biological process: phosphatidylcholine biosynthetic process.